Messenger RNA from Cuscuta europaea, 465 nucleotides. The record is from the annotation of a GenBank genome assembly. Lineage: Eukaryota; Viridiplantae; Streptophyta; Magnoliopsida; Solanales; Convolvulaceae.
GGAGAAUAAGGAUGAAGGAGAACAACCAAAGCAGCAACCCUCACGACCUCGCGUGGAAGAAUCUGAGUAAGGAGCGAAGAACACAAACGAAAACAAUCCUCAUGAAGUCCGUCAGUGGGUCAUCUUCUUGGACAUGUAACUCGAUUACGCGUAAUUGCCAUCACAACAUACAAGCGAACUUAAGAACGGUGAAGAAAGGGCGAAAUCUGGGGAGAAAAUUCUUUGGAUGCUCACUUUGGCCUAAUGCAGAUUGUAGGUAUUUUGAAUGGUACAAUGACAAUGAGGUGGAGUGUCAUGAUGAAUACAAACUGAUGGAUAAAGACAUAGCCAUUGAAAGGUUGUUGGCAGAGAAGAAGUUAUUGGAAGAAAAACUGCAAAAGAUAGAGAACAAGAAAAAGAAGAUGUGUGUUCUAAUAACAGAAAUGCAGAUGAAGGCUUCCAAAAGUGCUAAAGGAGAAAGAGCUG